Molecule: messenger RNA, 2995 nt
Organism: Clunio marinus
Lineage: Eukaryota; Metazoa; Arthropoda; Insecta; Diptera; Chironomidae
Source: the annotation of a GenBank genome assembly
UAUUUUCACAAAAUCCAUCAAACAAAAUUUAUGUCUAAAAGUGCUGAAGAUUUUAAAAAUAUCUUUUUGUGAGGUCAUAGAAGAAAAUUUUAAAUUAGCUAUCGCGAGCUCAAAAUUGUUAUUCAAUCGAUCGAAAAACGUCCUAUAAACAAGUUCUUAAUUGAAAUUAUAUUUCAAAAGCGUCAAAAAUUAUGGAAAAAAUGGAAUAUUCUGAACAUUUAAAGAAAUUGUUUCAAUUGCAUUUGUAGUAGUGCUCGAGUGUAAACACAAAGAGUCAACUGGGCUUAUUUUCAUAUAAAAUUGAAGAUUCUCGCUGAAAAAAAACUUUUUUCUCUGGUGUACAAGCGAUUACAAACAAAACAAUUAGUAAAACUUCUAUAAAUAUUCUAGCGCGCGAAAACAGAGCGAACAUAUAAAUUUUCGCUUAAAAAAAGUUUCAGUUUAAAAAUUGAAAAUAUUCAGCUGGUUGCAAAUCAGCUAAAGUUAGCGUCAGAUUAUCAUAUCUGAAUUUGUGUAAUGUCCUUGGUGAAGAUAACCCUGAGAAGAUAUAAAGCUAAAGCUAGAGGACAACAAAAUCAAAUUCAGUUCAAGAAGAGACUUAGUGUUCAUCCUAAUACGAUGUUCAGAAUAAAGAACUGCUUGAGAUCACCGAAAAUGGUUAAUUACUCAAGUGUAAUAAGUUCCUGCAGACUUUAUUAAAUCUAUUUGUUGAUUGAACAUCGAAAUACAAAUAUAAGUUUAAUAAAACGCAUCGUUAAAAUUUUAAGGAAAAUUCGAAAGUUUACAGUAAUAAUUAAGAAAAAAGUUUAAAGAAAGUUAAAAUAUCUGUCAAGAUGAAGCUUUUAGAGUCAACCCGAUUUGAAGCAAUUAAUAACGCUUUGACAAUUCAAACCGGAGACACUACAAUCUUCGGAAGAAUUGAAAGUUACAGCUGCAAAAUGGCUGGCAAUGACAAACAACUUUAUAAGCGAUUCAUCUCAUCUGAGCAAUCAGCUUCUGAUUUACAAGCAUUGUCGCCACCGCAGACAUUAGCUGACAUGUCGCCGUACUUUGGAAGAGGAAGUUAUUCAGGAGAUGAAGGCGUAACACUCUGCGAUACCAUCUCCAGAAAGACGUUGUUCUACUUAAUUGCAACACUGAACUCUACAUUUGAGCCGGAUUAUGAUUUCUCGGACGCUAAGAGUCACGAAUUCAGCAAGGAACCAUCGAUUCAAUUAAUAAUGAAUUCAAUCGACUCAAAUUUGUCAGCUGUUGCGGGAGAACAAUACACACAACUUCAAAACCCGUUGUGGAGUACAAUUGAUGAUGAGAUUCAACUCAAUGAUUGUGACAUUUAUAGCUACAAUCCAGACUUGAAUUCUGAUCCUUUUGGUGAACCAGGUUCAUUAUGGAGCUUCAAUUACUUCUUCUAUAACAAGAAACUCAAACGGAUUGUGUUCUUCACAUGUCGGGCUAUCAAUCCAAACUCGAGCUGCAAUGGUGACUUUGCGAUGGAAGAAGAGGACGUCUACUUUUAAAUCAAUCUUUGAAUGAAAACAUAAACACUUUUGAUUACGAUUAAAAACAUCAAAUGACAAACAACAUAUUUCUACAUAAAAACACAUGAAUUAAAUUUUCAAAAACAAAAAUACAUAAAACUUUCGAAUAGAAUUAAAAUAACUGUGCGAUCGAUGAAUGAGAGCAUGUGAGAGAUGCGUCGUGACAACUCUUUCAUACCUGAUUCGCACGCGAUGCUGGUGAAGAAACUGCUGAUUAUAUUUCUCUUAAAUUUAAGGAAUUUUUUUUUCAAAUGAGACGAAAUUAUCGUUCAUCAUAAAAAAAUAUAUUCUAGGACAGAAAAAAUCUUUCUAACAAUAUAUCAUAAUUAUUCAAGUUUUUAAUAUUAAAGAAAUCGAUGAGAGUGAAUCUGAUGAUCAGUAUAUUUAGUAUUUUUUAAGUAUUUUAUAAUGAAAAAAUGGAAAGUGCGCAUAAUUCUUAGCAGCAAGAAAGAAAACGAAACAAAACGAUUUUUUAUGCUUCAUCCGCUUCACUCGAAUCAGUCAGCAGUUUCCUUUACCCCUGUUUUUGUUUGCAUAAAAAAUAGAAACAAAAAAAAUCUGAUUUAAAUGAAGAUCUCAAUGGAUAUAAAAACGUGCAAACAUUAACAGCUUAUGUGAUUCACUCAAUGAGGCGGGGCGGUUAUAAAUCGCAUGUGAGAACUGCUCCAUUGACUGAAUAGUUAGAAUUUAAGUAAAUAUUUCUUUAUUCGGUUUUUCCUUCUUCCUUAAGUUUUAAAAUUUAAAAUGAAUUUUUGUGACUAACUGUUAGACAAAAGAAAGAAAAAAAGUUUAAAUACUUCGAAUGUGAGGCCUAUCAAGGAAGCUUGUGAGCAGCUUGAUCAUUCAUAGUAAUUUCAAUCAAUUUAUAUUACUUACUUAAAAGAAAAGUGAAAAAUCAUCCUUUUGUGUUGUGAUAAAAGUAACUUUAACAUGAUUUUUAUAAGUCAAUUAAAUAUCAAACCUUUAUAAUCUGAAAAUUUUAUUUUGAUUGAAUUUACUUUCGAUUGACGUUGCCAAAUCGUUAGAAGAUUUUUGAAAAACAAAAGCAAAAGUUUUAUAAUGGGAAUAGAUGAACUACCUAGAUACAUAUUUCUGAGGCAUUAUUUACCUUUUCAAGAUUAAUGAAAAAACUGUAAUUUAAAUUAUGAUUUAAACAUCAAAAGAUAAUAAUACAAACGUGUGGAAUAGAAUUUCGUUUUAGGUGAUGAGAAUAAUAUCCUUAAGAAUCCUUUAAAGUUCAAAACUAUUUUGAUUUAAAUAAAUAAAUAUUUACAAUUCUCAAUUAAUAUCUUUACAAAAGUAAGCGCAUCAAGUGCACAAUGUCUUAACACUUUCUCGCUAAUCAUAUUCUUAGAAUUUAUAGAUUUUCUUUUUAUGCUUAUAUAUAGUGUUAGAUUGAAUAAGGAUUUAAAAACAGUGAAUAAAAUGAACACUUUGAAAAAUUAUUUACGACGAAA